This is a messenger RNA of Hippocampus zosterae (dwarf seahorse), 1531 nucleotides long. RefSeq names its product tuftelin 1b (gene tuft1b). The record is from RefSeq and is a predicted model, not a curated record. The transcript is spliced from 10 exons. Gene Ontology annotation, biological process: intracellular signal transduction. Lineage: Eukaryota; Metazoa; Chordata; Actinopteri; Syngnathiformes; Syngnathidae. Gene Ontology annotation, cellular component: intracellular anatomical structure. Bases 102 to 1184 code for a protein of 360 amino acids.
CAUUUAAGGCACUCAGUCGGGCUUCCCACGCUCUGACUAGUACACACACACUCACACACACACGCGCGCGCCGGCUGUCUGGAUCGCAGCUCUCCCGGUCCAUGUCAAGAAGACCGCCGUGGUAUUCGUCUCUGAGCAGGGGUCCCCUUAUUUGCCGCAUCCGCCUCGCAGGACAGCGGCGACGUCGGAACGGCCCGGCCCAUCGCUCGCUCGGAGGAAAGCGUGGAAGUCAUCAAAGUGCGGGAGUUGUUUUUGUUUGGGCGGCUUUGGCCCAAGGCGGCGUUGACGUCGCCGAGACGGCGGACGGCGUCGGGAUGUUGACGGACCAGGCGUCUCAGAUACAGGAGGUCAGGUAUUGUCUCAAGACCCUGAGAGAGCAGAUGGCGGCCAGACAAAACGGGAACGGCAACAAGUAUCCCACCAACGGCUACGCGCUCGACAAGCCGACACCCGUCGCCAACGGCGACGACAUUUACGACGACGCCAACCGUGACGAGGGCGACGACAAUCAGGCGCGCUGCCUGAGGGAGGAAACCAAGCGCCUCUACGCGCAGCUGAAAGACACGGAACGUCGGCACCGGGAGGAGAGAGAACGGCUGCAGAUGGAGUCGGAGGAGCGGCGGGCCCGUCUGGAGGCGCAGUCGGAGCGCCUCCGGCGGGCGGAGGCCGAGUCGGCGGAGCGAGGCCGGCGGCUGGAGGAGCUGCAGAGGUUGCUGGGAAGCGCGCAGGCCGAGAGCGGACUCCUCAGGGACAAAAUGGCCGCCCGCGAGGCCGAGUUACUGCGGCUUCAGACGGACGACGGCGAAGGAAAGGACAAAGAGGACAGAUGUGGCCAGUUGGAGACGGAGGUGGCCCUUCUCAAGGAAAAGAUCCACCACCUGGACGACAUGCUUAAGAGUCAACAGAGGAAAGUGCGACACAUGAUCCAACAGCUGCAGAACUCCCGCACCGUCCUGCAGGAGCGCGAUCGAGUCAUCGGGGAUCUGGAGGAGAAGGUUGCCUUCCUGGAAGCCGAGAACCGAGAGAUGCAAGACCACAUGGAGCACUUCCUGGCCGGCCGGGACCCGCCGCCGCUCAAGAGCGCCGAGAACAAGCCGGUCAUCAUCUACAGCAAACCUCUGAUGCCAUCCACACAUAACAACAAGUCCCUCCCCUUCAUCAAAGUCAUCGAGAUCAAGUCAUGAAUGAGGCACAGCGAUCAAUCGCAAAGUGUAAAUAUGUAUUUAACCUUUUGAUUUGCAUCUCACUCCUCCUAAUUGCUGCCCCCCCCCAACACUGAAUCAAGUGCACGUUUAAAGACGGUAUGGUCAUGAUUGCGUAAUCCAGUCACUCCCAGUCCUGAGUGUGAAUCGAUAGCAACUGUUGAUUGAUCACCACUGCGUUUGCAUUGCCGUUUGUGUACGAAAUCAGUGAAUAAAUUGGAUUGAAUUUUAGCUAUCUCUGGACACACAUUUCAAUGACUUGAAAAUUUCAAGUGUUGGGAGUGAGGGGGGCACUGUACACAGAAGAAUAAAGAAACUAUAUAGGAAUA